GCGAGUUCGAAACUGCUUGCAAGACGCCCCAAUCUCUCUGCCAGCGGCGGCGCGGCCUGCUCCGGUCGCCAUGGACUACACGCUCGCGGCGCUGAAGAUCUUCGGCUCCCAGCUCGCCGGCUCCACCGAGGCGCCGUCCUCGGAGGGCUCCUCCCCCGCGCAGAUGCUGUUCGGCAUCCGCUUCCAGCGCGCCUGGAUGCAGGUCCCCAACGGCAGGCAGGGUGUGCUCCUGUCGGCGAACUACAACGAAUCCGGCGAAGGGCGUCUUGUGCUGGAUGAUGGCUCCUGCGUCGCCGAGCUCUUCGUCUUGCCCAAAGAAGCCGAGGGCCGACGGCGGCUGGCAGGGAUGUAUGUAAUGGUUAUCGGGGCCUACAUUGCAGAACAGUCUAAGGACAAUUAUCCAGCUAUCAAGGUGCAUAAGAUGGUCGACCUCUCUGACCAGCCGGACCGUGAAGCAAUGUGGUACAUGGAAGUAGCUGAGGCGUACAACUUGUUCUACCUGCCAUUCUCGGUUGCUAGUCCCCCUUCAUGAGCACCGGCCCUUUGAUCUCUAGUAGCUGUAGCAGUAGUUGUAGACCUUAAAACUUUUAGAAAUAUUUUUCAAUCAUGCCGAGGGACGAGGGUACUGGCUUGUAGGUUGUGGCUAAUGCCAUCCUUCUCUUUCCUGGUACUAAAAAUGUGCAAUAUCCAUGGUCAUGUGUUUGGGGCCCUAUGGCCAUCAAUUGGUAUUUGUGGAUUGGAGAGAACUGGGGGAGCUCGUUUUUCCCUCGAUCAGACGAUCACCUUCAAUCCACAAGAGGAAUGGUUUACCCAAACUAGCCCUAUGAAAUAUUUGGGAAGUGAAUCCAACCUCUGAAAAAUGAAUCUUUGCA
This is a messenger RNA of Panicum virgatum (switchgrass), 872 nucleotides long. Its product is annotated as recQ-mediated genome instability protein 2-like. The transcript has 4 exons. The record is from RefSeq and is a predicted model, not a curated record. The coding region runs from base 71 to 532 and encodes 153 amino acids. Lineage: Eukaryota; Viridiplantae; Streptophyta; Magnoliopsida; Poales; Poaceae. Gene Ontology annotation, biological process: negative regulation of double-strand break repair via homologous recombination; maintenance of rDNA; regulation of sister chromatid segregation. Gene Ontology annotation, cellular component: nuclear speck; cytosol.